AUGGAGAUCAGCAUUGAGGCGCUGGGUGCUAAGUUGGAAAUCCUAGCUGAGAUCGACAAGUUGGCUACGGUUGACGAGCUCAAGCGCGCUAACCAAGACUUUUUGAAAAGGAACGGAGUCACGAGCGUUCAGAUCGGUGACGUUGAGACCAAUGUUGAUCCUCAAAACCAUAACGGAGGGGAAGCUUUACCUGCGAUGCCUGCUGCUCAAGGCACGUAUGGUUACGAUGAGGCAGGCCUAGGGCAGUUACAGAGCGUCAUGGUCAGUGUGGAAGAUAGAUUGAGCGUUGCAAAGGGCAGUGAGAAGGGCGUUCUCAUGGAGAGUGCUGCGGCGCCUGAAUCGGAGGCCGUGCGGAACGUGUACUUCGGUCUCAAGACGAAGAAGUCGAUGUACCUGAAGAAAAUGGACGGUUCCGUUCUUUUGGCGCUCUGCCGUUCGGAAGGGCGUAUACGGAAUACUUUUGGACGCAACCGAAGUUAA
Messenger RNA from Phytophthora nicotianae INRA-310, 480 nucleotides. RefSeq lists its product as hypothetical. The transcript is spliced from 2 exons. Bases 1 to 480 code for a protein of 159 amino acids. Lineage: Eukaryota; Oomycota; Peronosporomycetes; Peronosporales; Peronosporaceae. The record is from RefSeq and is a predicted model, not a curated record.